This is a messenger RNA of Anopheles funestus (African malaria mosquito), 2414 nucleotides long. RefSeq lists its product as uncharacterized. The record is from RefSeq and is a predicted model, not a curated record. NCBI's taxonomy places the organism in Eukaryota, Metazoa, Arthropoda, Insecta, Diptera, Culicidae. The transcript has 4 exons. Bases 846 to 1544 code for a protein of 232 amino acids.
GUGUGUGCGUGCAGGGCGUGUGAAAAGGAGAAUAAACUUCGAGAUACCUGAGCUGUUUGGCGGUGCAGAUAUUCUAACGGUUGUCAAAGCCGGAAGAAUACGAUGGCUGGGACAUGUCAUGAAGAUGCCGGACUCAUGCCAUGUGUAGAUCAUAACGGCAGAUCCCAUCCGGACUAUUUCGCUACGGAAAAAAAAUUGAGAUGAAACGACGACGUUGAUGCGUCUGCCAGAAAGGCGGAGAUAAUGGAUUAACAUACGACGUCGCUCAAUCGUGAAUAAAUAGAAAAAAAAACUAACCAAAAAGUCCUGAGUACCACGGACCAGAAUGGAAGAUCUGUCACAUAAAAUCGGCGUCGUAGCACAUCAUCGGGUCGCCCUAAACAAUACCUGAUUAAAAUUCGACUGAAUGAUCGUUCCUACUCUGAAGACUAAACUGCCAUCGAAGACUUGCUAUAAUCUGGGUCUAGAAUAUAGAACCUACAGCGUGUGCCUGGCAGCUUAUCAGUUUACAUAUUUGACUUUGGGUGUCUUCGAUCCUGACUCAUACGAUUAGGUAAGAUCAUUCCGUGUCGAACAGUGCAGUAAAGUGGACAUAUAAUUUAACGUAGGGAUUCCCAUUGAAAUAAUGAUGAAAAUCAAACCAACCAUCUUGUUAUUGGGCGUUGUGGCACUUUAUGCAGGUAAUAUAAAGUUCGCUUUACAUACAAAAGUUUACUCAAAUUUGAUGCUGAUGGUAACUGCGAUCUAUCGUUUCGAACGUAGUUGCAAUUGCUUCAUCGAUUGAUAGAGCGACUGAUUCCUCCUCGGAGGAAUCCAGCGAAACAGGCGUAAAAGAACUGCAGAAGAUGUGUCGCAACAAUAGUGGAUCCGAUGCAGCUUUUCUAGAGUUGAUGGAGUCCUUCCAAAGUGCGACGAAUUGCAGUUUUGCCGCCAUCGAUGUGGAAGGAUUUAUGUCGGAGGCGAAAACACUCUCGAGCGAGACCCUUACGACGUUCCUCUCUCGCUACUGUCCGCAGCUACAAGCAGCCUGCAACUGUACCGCAAAAUUGAUGAACAAUUUUCGGCCGUGUGUGGAUGAGGAUUACUUUAACAAAGUGUUGAAUUUCACCAGUUCACUGCCCGAUGCAGUGGAACAAGUGUGCAAGAAUGGUGGCGAGAAUUUGUUCGAGUUUGAUGAGCCAAAAUACACGGAAUCCUUCGGAAAGAUUUCCGACAGUAUUGACGAGUGUCUUACCUUCCUGAACGGGAGCAUGACGAGCGACCAGUGCCCCCAUUUAUACGAUUUCCAAAUGUGUUUGCUGGAUACGUUGAAGGUACCGAAGCUAUUCAGCAUGUACUAUCCGUUCUAUCUCCCGCUGUUCCCCACGACACCGUGCCGUAAUGUAAUUAACAUCUUAUUAGCGCAAUAUAAACAUCCUAAGUCUUCAUUUCUUUUCCUUUUACAGUUCGUGGACAUUCUAAAACUCGAAUUGGGACUAUCGACGAUGUUUUCUUUAGUCAAAGUGCUUUGGAAUAGUGAUUCGUUCAUUCAUGCGUCGAUUUAAUUCAUAUUGUCUUACGUUAUGAAAGUCUUGACACUUGCUUUGUGGAAGUAAUGAAUUUUUCCCAGAAUUGUUUUGUCGACUAUCGAAUUAUUUUUUGCUUGUAUUUCAGCGAUCUUGUGAAGGUUUGCGAUCUACGAAAAAAAAAUGUAACUUCACCCUGCACAUCUCGUUCCUUCAUAUCUUUUUCAUAAUAUGGAUAGGUUAUGCUCUUGACGAUGGAUGCUCAGCAGGACUCUUAUCUAUUUGUAAAAAUUACAAGAAGGUGUUCAUAUCUAUUUUCUGAUGCAUUUAUUGUGGAGCGGCCAGAACUAGACUUCUGUUAGACACUCCAACCUUUGUCUAAACGAAAUGAAAUAUUUUAUAUGCUAGACAAGUAAUAUAUGGCGAACACAAAGUGCGUUACGAUGUCUUCGCUGAAUAUUGAAUACUGAAUAAUUGAAUUGAAUAUUCAAUCAAGUGUAGCAUACCUGCUAUACAGCUUAAUUUCGAUUAUUAAACAAUUUUAAAUCACACCAAGGCUUAAGCUAUAUACCUUAGUGUAACUUCAGAAACUAUACAACUUUAUUCAUCAAAACACAAUUACUCGUAUUUUGGCAAAACCUUAAAAGAAAUAAAAGCAAACAAUUAUGCUCAAGAAGGUAGUGACGCAAACGUGUGCGAUAUGCGGCACGAAAGAACUUACAGGUGUUGUGUUAAGCUAAGUAAGCAGUUUUGCAUGAAACAAAAACAAACGCAAUCUGAAGCUAUUGCAUUAGCGCUGCGCGACAACGGUGUUUAUCGAUAUGACAAUUUUAAGCAUUUUUAUCGGAUCAAUAACCAGGGCAAUUGUGUUUCAAAGUUUACAAAAUAGAAUCAGCAGAAUCAUGAACA